Molecule: messenger RNA, 1974 nt
Organism: Arabidopsis arenosa
Lineage: Eukaryota; Viridiplantae; Streptophyta; Magnoliopsida; Brassicales; Brassicaceae
Source: the annotation of a GenBank genome assembly
CAUAAAAAAAACACCAAUAACAUUCACAAGAAAAACACUCAUAUGGCUACAGCUACUCUCACUCUUUUCCUAGGGCUCUUAGCCUUAACUAGUACCAUACUUAGCUUCAACGCCGAUGCUAGGCCUCAACCAAGAGAUGAGGAUCUUGGUACCGUCAUUGGACCUCAUCAAACUAGCUUCGAUGACGAGGUAGGCAUCGUGAUUGGACCGCAUGCGACCGUCGAUGAUGACGAAGAUAUGGACAUGGAUAUGGGCACCAGCGUUGGACCGCACACCAACCUAAAUGAUGAUGAUUUGGGCACCAUCAUUGGACCCGAGUAUGAGAUCCACAAGCAAGAUUUCCCCGAAGAUUUCAUCUUUGGAACAUCUGUUUCCGCAUAUCAGGUUGAAGGUGCUAAAAAGGGUUCUGGAAGAGGCUUGACCUCAUGGGACGAAUUUACGCACAUGUUUCCUGAGAAGGUUCAACAAAAUGGCGAUGGAGAUGACGGAGUCGACUUCUAUAACCGUUACAAGGGAGAUAUAAAAUUAAUGAAGCAGUUGAACACGAAUGGCUUCAGAUUUUCAAUCUCAUGGACCAGGAUCUUGCCUUAUGGAACUAUUGAAAAAGGUGUGAACGAGGAGGGGGUGAAGUUCUACAACGAUCUUAUAGAUGAACUUUUAGCCAAUGGAAUACAGCCUUCGGUUACUCUCUUUCACUGGGAAUCUCCGCUUGCUCUAGAAAUGGAGUACAAAGGUUUCCUAAGCGAUAGGAUAGUAGAGGAUUUCCGGCAGUUUGCAAACUUUUGCUUCAAGGAAUUUGGAGAUAGGGUGAAGAAUUGGGCGACGUUUAACGAGCCAUCGGUAUACAGCGUUGCUGGUUACUCGAAAGGUAUUAAAGCGCCAGGACGGUGCUCUAAAUGGCUAGCCCCAAAAUGUCCCACAGGAGAUUCACACGAGGAACCAUACACAGUUGCUCACAACCAAAUUCUUGCUCAUCUUGCUGCUGUUGAUGAAUUCCGAAACUGUAAAAAGUGCCAAGAGGGUGAAGGGAAAAUUGGAAUAGUGUUGGUAUCUCACUGGUUCGAGCCUAAAGAUCCAAAUUCGAGUAAAGAUGUCGAGGCAGCAAGACGAUCCCUUGAGUACCAACUCGGCUGGUUUCUUCGCCCUCUCACAUAUGGACAUUAUCCAGCGGAAAUGUUAGAAGAUGUAAACAUCCGACUGCCUGAAUUUACACCAGAAGAAUCUGAGAAACUAAGAACAUCUUUGGAUUUCGUCGGAUUAAACUACUAUGGAGCAUUCUUCUCUACCCCUCUCGCCAGUGUCAAUUCAUCGCAGCUUAAUUAUGAGACCGACUUACGUGUAAACUGGACAGAUCAGCAAAACCAUUCACCACAUCUCAAGUCAACUUCAAUGGGUAUAGUGAUAUAUCCAGCGGGUUUGAUGAAGAUCUUGAAACAUAUCAAAGACGAAUACAUGGACCCAGAGAUUUACAUUAUGGAGAAUGGGAUGGACGAGAUCGACUAUGGGACCAAAAGCGUAACGGAAGCCACUAACGAUUACGGGAGGAAAGAGUUCAUCAAGAGUCACAUCUUAAUCAUGGGUAAAUCCAUCAGGAUGGACAAAGUGAGGCUGAAGGGUUACUACAUAUGGUCGUUAAUGGACAACUUCGAGUGGAAUAAAGGUUACAAAAUCAGGUUCGGGCUCUAUUACGUCGAUUAUAAUAACAACAUGACACGAUAUAUAAGGUCAUCUGGGAAAUGGCUAAGUGAGUUUCUUGAUUCCAAAGAGACUCUCCAUAAAUGCUAUUUUGAGGGCCAUCGUGAGAAAGGAUAUGCUCCCAAGUUGUUCGACGUUGAGUAUCUGGAACCUGAGAACUCGCAGCUAAGUUACAGGAGCGAUUUUAUGUGAAGAAGUGGUGAAACUAUGAUAUGAGUAGAGUCAAUCCUCAGCUAACCAUAUCGUUUAUAAUAAGAAGAAUAAAAGCUGGGAUAUGGU